AGGAGGCAUUCCGUCCGUCAUUCAGCCUAACCAGGCGUGGUGACCCUAUUGUUGACCUGGUAACUUCGUUUUCCAAAAGCCCUGGGAAAGUCAGAAAGCGUGAAGCCAAGCAAAACGUACCGUAACACCUUUUCAAGGGCUGCUGACAGUGUCAAGUGCAGGAUUUCGUCGUUAGAAACGUUACAAAAUUCUCUGGACCCCAAGUGUCCACUAUUACGUCUAAUUUAGGUCCAGCAGUUUGCUACAUAUGGGCGGAAGAUGUGGUAAAUAACGCGCCCGUGAAAACCCCAUGCGAGCCUCGCCAGGUGUGCUGAAGAAAGGGUUUGAUUGACAUUACCGUAGAACGGUGUCAGGUGUCAGUCUUGGCGUACUUCAGUUGGCCUCACGGUGUCCGCUAGCUCAAGACUCUCCCAACCACCUUCUGUUCCACGUUUUCCUGUUAAAUCUUCUCAAGAUGUUGCUCCAAGUGUGUCUUGCGGCGAUCUUGGCGGUCACAGUCACUGCGGAAAGUGUCAGCCACCAGCAAGGCCAAAGCCACUUGUUCGAGUGUGACUACCCUAUCAGUGCGGAUACAUACGUUAUCAACUGGUAUAAGGAUGGCACUUCAGUGAUGAAUUACCUCUCGGGAGGCGAACCAGCCUUUACCGAAGACCUGGAUGACCGUACUGAUGUCCAGUUUGUUAACAACAGGAAUCUGGAGAUCACCAACUUACGAGUAUCAGACGAAGGAGAGUACUACUGCAGCGUGAUCGAGAUUGGAGCAGGCGGCCAGAGUGGUGAUGGAACGCGGUACCAGCUGGUCGUCUUCGUGCCACCCACUAUCACCCUGAUGGGAGGACCGUACGAAGUUGAGGUUGGGGAGAUGAUGAUGUCCACCUGUCGGGCCAACAGCCAUCCCCCCUCCAACUUCACAUGGACUCUCCCGAAUGGGAACGUGACACAAGGGGCGGUGUUGGAAAUCACCAACAUGACGCAAGCAGAAAUAGGAACGUACAUGUGCACGGCUGACAAUGGCUACGGGACCGACUAUGAGUCUGUAGACAUCACAAUGACAGGUUAUGCCGCUCCACCCAUGACGACUGAAUCAGCGCCACCGGUGGGAGGAAGUGACGUCAUGCGUGCCACAGGGCUUCCCGUCAUCCUCCUGUAUAUCGCCAGUCUCUUGCUUCCAGUCGUCAUUUCUUGACGUCAUUGACAUGGAAUUCUGUGACAAUUACGUGACGCCAGUAAAUAUGACUGAGCCUCUAGUACAGGCUUUUCAUUGACGUCAUAAUGAUUAUGAUUUGAAUCCUCAGAUGCAAGGCUCCAGAUUGAUUGGAUUGAGCAAACUGUGCUAUAUAUGUGCGAGCUGUAAUCCAACAUGGCGUAGAUGACGUCAAAUGAAAAGCCUGUAUAUCGACUCUUCACCUCAAGUGAUGGCAUUUGUUGACUUUUUUGUUGAAACUUUUGAAUAAGACAGAUUUCGUUACGUUUCUGUGAUUUUAGAUUUGUGAUGCCUCAUUUUUCUUUAAUCUUUCUCCAACGAAGCUGUUUUAUGUAUUCCUUGUUUUAUGCUU
Molecule: messenger RNA, 1556 nt
Organism: Branchiostoma floridae (Florida lancelet)
Lineage: Eukaryota; Metazoa; Chordata; Leptocardii; Amphioxiformes; Branchiostomatidae
Product: hemicentin-1-like
Exons: 8
Coding region: 455-1186 (243 amino acids)
Cellular component (GO): neuron projection
Source: RefSeq, a predicted model, not a curated record